AUGGCAGCAGAUGAAGGUUUGCAGGACACCUUGCGGCUCCAGUUCAAGGCACUUCAGGAGAUGCAGCACAAAAGGCUACAGAAGCAGAUGGAGAAAAGGAAAGAGAAAGAACUGAGCCUCAAAAGCAAAGACAAUGACCAAAAAGAGCCCCUGGAGAUCUCUGAUAGCUUCAACCUCCUCCACACAGGGGAGCAACACUCAAAAGACAGCUUUGAAAAGAGGGUGCUUGAAGACGAGAUUGAGCAGCUUCGAGAUCAACUCAGAGAAACAGUUGAUGAGAAUGGGAGAUUGUAUAAACUACUGAAGGAACGGGACUUUGAAAUCAAACACCUCCAAAAGAAAAUAGAGGAAGACAGAUUUGCCUUUACAGGGACAGCUGGUAUGGCCGGGGAUAUGGUUGCUACCAAAAUCGUCGAGCUGUCCAAAAAGAACCGGUUGCUGAUGGCAGAGUCAGAGGGUGCAAAAACCAGAACAAAGCAACUGAGCAAUCGCAUCCAGGAGCUGGAGCGGGAACUGCAGAUGGCUGUGGCCAGGCUGCCAGCCCAGGGGGCCGCUGAAGCGGGAGCCAAGCCUCCGAGGGCCCAGAUGGGAGACACAGCCUUGCCAGAGAGCCCAGAGGUAAAAGCCCUGCAGGAUAGGCUGGCAGCUGCAAACCUGAAAAUGAGUGACCUCCGUAACCAGAUCCAGGCUGUGAAGCAGGAGCUCAGGGUGGCCCAGAAGGUCUUGGCCAGCGAAGUUGGGGAAGACGUGAACGUCCAGCAGCUCCUGUCUACCCCUGGGACCUGGCGGGGUCGAGCUCAACAGAUUCUUGUCUUGCAGAGCAGGGUUCGAGAGCUGGAGAAGCAGUUGGGACAGACCCGGAGCCGGUCUGCAGGAACAGCUAGUGAUGAGCUGUCCAUCCAUUCAGACUCAAGGAAACUGUCGGCACAGGAGAAAAACCUGCUAAGGAUCCGCACCCUGGAAAGGGAAAAACAGGAAGGCUGGGAGAAACUUGCAAGUGAGCGGGACGCCCUCCAGAGAGAGCUUGAAGAGCUGAAAAAAAAGUUUGAGGGUGUGAAGUCUCGGAACAAGGUGCUGUCCAGUGAAGUCAAGACCCUCAGGAGUCAGAUGGGCACCCUGGUGGAGAAGGGCAGACAUGACGAUGAGCUCAUCGACGCCCUCAUGGGCCAGCUGAAACAGCUACAGGAGGUGCUGGGCAGCCUGAGUCUACAGGAAGAAAAGACACGCGCAUCCCACCAUCGCUUGGACCAGCAGCUCAACAGCGAGGCUCAGCAGAGCAGCAGCCUUGUUGCCCAACUGCGAGCCAUGGUGGCUGAGCGGGAGGCCAAGGUGCGGCAGCUGGAGCUGGAGAUUGGACAGCUCAGUGUGCAAUAUCUUCGGAAUAAAAGCAUGGACAACGGAUCCAGUGAGCCUGACGUCAACCACACCUCUAUCAAGGUCCCAGAGGAGUCAGGCAAGACCAAGUCCCCGGCCUCAGCAAGCAGUCACGUUGGCAGGGUUGGAUCUUCUCGCUCCGUGACCAGCCUGGGCCACACGCUGGUGGAAUCUGCUCUCACGUGGCCCUCUCUGCCCAGUCCUCAUGGGGCCUCACCCAGGUUCUUGGACUCCCCAGAACAAAAAGGCUGGCAGGCACAGGUGUCAGAGUUCAAAGCCCUCUGGCAGGCUGCUGAGGUGGAACGCGAUCGACUCACCGAGUUUGUCACUGUCCUACAGAAACGGGUGGAAGAGAGUAACAGCAAGCUUCUGGAGUCAGAGAGGAAGCUGCAGGAGGAGCGGCAGCGCGCCGUGGUGCUGGAGCAACAUCUGGAAAAGAUGCGUCUAGAGCCUGGGCGGGCGCCAGGUUCACAGAAAGCAGUCCCCAGGAGCAAAACAGGUCUGUCCACCUCUAACAGCAAGCACAACCUGACCAUGAGCAACAGAAAGGACCCCUCCUUCGCCCAGCUCUCUGAUGUGCCCAUGGAAUCCCAGAUGGAGGAGCUAACCACCAGGCUAGCCAUCCAGGUGGAGGAGAAUGAAAUGCUGAAGGCUGCCCUGGGCAGUGCCCUACGGGGGAAAGAGGAGGACUUCCGUACAUACCACGAGACCCUGGACCAGGUGAAAGAGGUCUUCCUGCAGGCCCUUCGGCAACAGAAGACAGACAAGCACUAG
Messenger RNA from Orycteropus afer afer, 2148 nucleotides. RefSeq names its product coiled-coil domain containing 13 (gene CCDC13). The record is from RefSeq and is a predicted model, not a curated record. The coding region runs from base 1 to 2148 and encodes 715 amino acids. Gene Ontology annotation, biological process: non-motile cilium assembly; cytoplasmic microtubule organization. The transcript has 15 exons. Gene Ontology annotation, cellular component: centriolar satellite. Lineage: Eukaryota; Metazoa; Chordata; Mammalia; Tubulidentata; Orycteropodidae.